Balaenoptera acutorostrata (minke whale) is the source of this 1057-nucleotide messenger RNA. Its product is annotated as growth hormone-inducible transmembrane protein-like. Gene Ontology annotation, cellular component: mitochondrial inner membrane. The record is from RefSeq and is a predicted model, not a curated record. NCBI's taxonomy places the organism in Eukaryota, Metazoa, Chordata, Mammalia, Artiodactyla, Balaenopteridae. The transcript has a single exon.
GACUGAGCAUUUCAGAUCUGCUUGGUAAACCUGGUGCACCACCAUGCUGGCCACAAGACUUCUGUGUCUCCAGAAACUACCUUCCAGGGUUUUCCACCAAGGUUUCACCAAGGCCUCCCCUACUGUGAAGAAUUCCAUCACAAAGAAUCAGUGGCUCUUAACACCCAGCAGGGAAUACGCCACCAAGACAAGAAUUGGAAUUCGGCAUGGGAAAACUAGCCAAGAACUCAAGGAGACAGCUUUGGAACAGUCAUUGGAAAAAGUAUUUUAAAUUGAUCAGAUGGAAAGAUGGUUUAUUGCUGCAGUUGGUCUUGGAGCUUUGUGCUCCUAUGGCUUGGGAAUGCCAUUGUCUAAUGAGAUUGGAGCUAUUGAAAAAGCUGUAAUUUGGCCUCAGUAUGUGCAGGAUAGAAUUCAUUCCACCUAUAUGUACUUAGCAGAAAGUAUUGGCAUAACAGCUUUGUCUGCCCUGGCAGUGAGCAGAACUCCUGCUCUCAUGAACUUCAUGAUGAGAGGCUGUUGGGUGACAACUGGUGCAACCUUUGCACGCAUGAUUGAAGCUGGAAUGCUGGUACGGAGCCCAGGCCCAAAGCAUCUUGCUUGGUUACUACAUUCUGGUGUGAUGGGUGCAGUGGUGGCUCUUCUGAUGAUAUUAGGGGGGCCUCUUGUCAGAGCUGUAUGGUACACAGCUGGCAUUGUGGGAGGCCUCUCCACCAUGGCCAUGUGCGUGCCCAAUGAGAAGUUUUUGAACAUGGCAGCACCCCUGGGUGUGGGCCUGGGUGUCUUCUUUGUGUCCUCACUAGGAUCUAUGUUUCUUCCACCUACCACUGUGGCUGGUGCCACUCUGUACUCAGUGGCAAUUUAUGGUGGGUUAGUUCUUUUCAGCACGUUUCUCCUGUAUGAUACACAGAAAGUAAUCAAGCAUGCAGAAGUAGUACCAGUGUAUGGAGUUAAAAAAUAUGAUCCCAUCGAUUCGAUGCUGGGAAUCUACAUGGACAUUUUAAACAUAUUUAUGCAAGUUGCCAGUAUUCUAGCAACUGGAGGCAACAGAAAGAAGUGA